AUGGCCACCACAACGCCCGCCGUGGAGUCGCACGACGAUAGUGGCAGCGGCAGCGACAGUGAUGCUGAUAUUGAUCCGUCGCCUGCUGACCUCACGUCCACACAGAGACGUCAUGCUCGCAAAUUCCGUUUCCAAUCGUGGCUGCAAAGCACAGCCGUCAAAGAAAUACGUACUACUGUCCAAGACAUUAAACGAUCCAACGCCGAUGAAGAACUGUCGAUUAGCCAGUUACUUGCUAGCCAAGAGACAACCCAAAUUAUCACUACUCCUAGAGACUAUCAGCUUGACCUUUUUCAGCGUGCCACUCAGCAAAACACUAUCGCCGUCCUCGACACAGGCUCUGGCAAGACGUUAAUUGCUGUCCUUCUCUUGCGUCACACCAUCGAGGCAGAGCUCCAAGCUCGUCUGGAAGGCAGACCUCAUCGUAUUUCCUUCUUCUUGGUGCCUUCGGUCCCGCUGGUCUUCCAACAAUUCACUGUGCUCGAGCGCAACCUCGACUACGAUGUGGAUCGUUUAUGUGGCGCCAUGAUGACCGAAAAAUGGAGCAAGCAGGUCUGGGACGAGCGUUUUGCCAAAGCUCAUAUCAUUGUCUGUACUCCUGAUGUCCUCAAAAGUUGUUUGAGCUGCUCUUUCAUUUCCAUGCGCCAGAUCAAUCUUCUCAUAUUCGAUGAAGCCCAUCACGCUAAGAAGGGCCAUGCAUACGCUCAAAUCAUCAAAGACUAUUAUCUCGCUGACGUUGACGAACAAUCUCGCCCUAGGAUCUUCGGUAUGACGGCCUCGCCUGUCGACGCGAGAGUUGACGUUCGACAAGCUGCCAGGGAUCUCGAAAUUAUCUUGCACAGUAAGAUUGCUACUGCACGCGACCUUACUCUACUCCAGAACACAGUUGCCAGACCUCAAGAGAUGGUUUUGAAGUAUACGACAUCUCACGCUAUUUCCCCACCGAGUCAACUCUUCCAAGACUUCAAGAUUCAAUUUGGCAGUAUCAAGUGUCUCGGCAGCCUGUUUAAUAAUGCCGUCAAAAUACGAUCCCAUCUUGGUGACUGGUGUGCCGAUCGUUACUGGGGCUUUGCACUGGCUGAAGAACGGUCAAAAAAGAUGGAGUCUCGAGUUGAAAAAGCCGCUCGAUCGAGCAAUUCUAUGGAUGAAGUUGAUCUUGAGAUUGAACAAAUUCGCAAGGCCAUGGACAUCAUUUCUAAUCAUAACUUCGAAAGACCUCGAACCGACCUCUCAGACCUCAGCGAGAAAGUAAAAAAGUUGCAUAUCUACCUAGAUGCUCAUUAUGGGCGUUCUACGGAGGAUCGCUGCAUCGUGUUCGUUCAGCAACGCAGCACUGCGUAUCUACUCCACCAAGUCUUCGAAGAAAUUGGCGGACCUCACUUGCGCGCAGGUCUGCUUAUAGGAGCAAGCAACGGUCGUCUGGACGACGUACAGUCCACCUUUCGCGGUCAAGUGGUAACUCUUAUAAAGUUUCGCAAAGGAGAGCUAAAUUGUCUCUUCGCAACCUCUGUCGCCGAAGAAGGCCUGGAUAUUCCUGACUGCAAUCUGGUCGUGCGUUUCGACGUUUGCAAGACAAUGAUCCAAUAUGUACAGUCUCGUGGACGUGCCCGACACAAAAACUCCAGGUUUCUGCAUAUGCUGGAGGAACACAACUGGGAUCAUGACAACGUCUUGAGAGAGAUCCGUGGAGCUGAGAUGGUCAUGCGGACCUUUUGCAAAGACAUGCCUGCAGACCGUCAGCUGGACGGCGAAAACGACCUGGUCUUCACUCAAGACAUGAUCAAUCUCUACCCUACUCACACGAUACCUGAUACCGGCGCAAAGAUCACUUUUGGCUCUGCUCUUCAGAUCCUGUCACACUUCGUGGACAGUCUACCAAAGGAAGGCGAAGAAGCCUUGCAACCUACUUACAUGGUCACACACCAACGUGAACGUUUUACUUGCGAAGUUAUCAUCCCUGAACCUUCGCCUGUUCGCUCAGUAAUUGGUGACCCAAUGACUAGAAAGUCACUGGCAAAACGAUCAGCUGCUUUCAAGGCUUGCAAAGAGCUUGCGCUAUUGAAGCACCUCAAUUCUCACCUCGUUCCAAUUUACACCAAGAAGCUGCCAUCGAUGCGUAAUGCCGCGUUGGCUUUGAGUUCAAAGCAAACCGGUAUGUACAACAUGCGCGUCAAGCCUCGUAUCUGGGAAGACGAGCGAGGUUCGAUUCCUUCUGCGGUGUACCUCACCCACAUAGACGUUUCAGAGGGACUAAGUCGCCCACAUCAGCCUUUGCUUCUUAUCACCAGGACACCGAUGCCAAGUUUUCCAACAUUCCCUCUGUUCUUGAACGACGGUCGCAGGACUGACGUGAGACUUACUGCGCUAAUGGCACCCUGCACGGUUACCGAAGUCGAGCUGGCCAAGUUCAAUUCAUUCACUCUGAGCGUCUUCAAAGACCUUUACAACAAGACGUACGAGUUCGAUCUGCUGAACAUGUCUUACUGGCUCGUACCGUUCAACCAGUCAGCUCAGCUCGUAGACACUCAGGAUGCUCUUUUCCAACUCAUUGAUUGGGCUACCUUGAACUACGUUUGCGAAAACGAUAGAGGGAUCCAGUGGUCACUCAAUAUCCCUGACACAUUUCUGGUGGACAAGUUCUUCAUAGAUCCUUGGGAUGGUGGCCGACGCUUCUUUUCGACGAGGGUGGCUACAGAAUAUAAGCCGUCGGAUCCUGUCCCAGAAGGCUGCAUGGCUUCGAGACGACAGGCCGACAUCAUCAACUACACAGUCAGUCUGUGGCGAAAGACACGUGAAACGAAGAAGACAUCCUGGAAUCUUGAGCAACCUGUUCUAGAAGCCGAGAAGAUAUUACACAGGCGUAACAUGCUCGCAGAGCCUACUGUCAAGGAAGCACAAGACGCGUCGAAGGUUCGAAGCUUCAUAUGUCCAGAGCCGCUACGCAUCUCUGCUCUUCCGGUCCCCGUCGUAGCAACUUGUUAUGUAUUUCCAGCAAUCAUUCAUCGUAUCGAUGACUAUCUUAUCGCCAAGGAGACGUGCGAGGAGCUUAAAAUAAACGUAGAUCUUCCAUUGGCCUUGGAAGCAAUUACCAAAGACUCUGACAACACGGAAGAUCAUCAAAGUCACGAACGGAUCAACUUUCAGCGUGGCAUGGGCAAGAACUACGAGCGCCUUGAAUUCUUGGGCGACUGCUUCUUGAAGAUGGCGACUUCAAUCUCGACAUUCACGCAAAAUCCAAACGACAACGAGUUCGAUUUCCAUGUAAAACGCAUGCUCCUUCUCUGCAACCAAAAUCUCUUCAAUACUGCGCUGAAGCUUAAGCUCUAUGAAAGCAUCCGUAGUGCUUCCUUUUCUCGUCGUACAUGGUACCCAGAAGGAGUCAAGCUUUUGGAGGGUAAAGGUGCCAACAAGAACGGAGGAGAAGCGAUAAAGCAUGCAUUGGGCGACAAGACCAUCGCAGACGUCUCCGAAGCACUCAUGGGUGCAGCCUUUCUCACGCAUGACAAGCCUGGUAAGUGGCAGCCAGAGCACUGCCGUGACGCUGUCAGAGCUGUUACCAAGCUUGUCAACAAUUCUGAUCAUGCAAUGAACGAUUGGCUGGACUAUUCUCGCUCAUACGUGAAGCCACCAUAUCAAACAGCUGACGUUAGGGCUGCAACGCUUGAACUAGCCAAGAGGGUGGAAAAGGAGCAUGCGUAUCACUUUCGUUAUCCACGUUUACUCCAGGCUGCUUUCCACCAUCCCUCCUAUCCAAACCUCUGGUCUGAUGGAAUUCCAUCUUAUCAGCGGCUCGAGUUCCUGGGCGAUUCAUUGCUCGACAUGACCAGCAUCACUCAUCUCUUCUACAAGUACCCCAACAAGGAUCCUCAGUGGCUGACUGAACACAAAAUGGCCAUGGUAUCCAAUCAGUUCCUUGGAGCUGUUUGUGUUCGACUUGGAUUCCAUAAGCAUCUUCUUUUCAAUCAUGACUCUUUGCGUCAGCAGAUCGCAGAUUAUGUUAUAGAGAUCAAAGAAGCAGAAACUGCCUCUCAUGGAGCUAUGGACUACUGGACGACAGUAAAAGAAGGCCCGAAGUGCUUACCCGACAUAGUCGAAGCAUACGUUGGUGCAAUGUUUAUUGGCGCAGAUUUUGAUUAUAGCGUAGUGCAACAUUUCUUCGAUGAGCACAUGAAGCCAUUCUUCGAUGAUAUGACAAUCUACGACAAUUAUGCGAACAAUCAUCCUGUAACCCGUCUUCACAACAGAAUGCAGAAGAGUUUCGGUUGCCACGAAUACAACUUAUUCAGCAGUGAGGAGACUGUUGAUGGCAUGCAACCCCUCUUCUGGUCCGGCGUGAUGAUCCAUGACUCUGGACCUAUCGGUGUGUGGAAGGCCAAAUCAAGCAGAUAUGCAAACCUUAAUGCAGCGAUCAAGGCAGUGGAGGAGCUGGAAGGAAUGCCUCAUUACGAGUUCCGAGCAAAAUUUGGUUGUGAUUGCCGCGAGCAACCGGCUGGCGAGGCUAAUCACGACGGCACAGGCUAG
Aureobasidium melanogenum CBS 110374 is the source of this 4521-nucleotide messenger RNA. RefSeq names its product dicer-like protein. NCBI's taxonomy places the organism in Eukaryota, Fungi, Ascomycota, Dothideomycetes, Dothideales, Saccotheciaceae. Gene Ontology annotation, cellular component: cytoplasm; nucleus; RISC complex. Gene Ontology annotation, biological process: siRNA processing. Gene Ontology annotation, molecular function: RNA binding; ribonuclease III activity; ATP binding. Bases 1 to 4521 code for a protein of 1506 amino acids. The record is from RefSeq and is a predicted model, not a curated record. The transcript has 6 exons.